Messenger RNA from Fusarium vanettenii 77-13-4, 1047 nucleotides. RefSeq lists its product as uncharacterized. The transcript is spliced from 3 exons. Bases 1 to 1047 code for a protein of 348 amino acids. Gene Ontology annotation, cellular component: mediator complex. Gene Ontology annotation, biological process: regulation of transcription by RNA polymerase II. The record is from RefSeq and is a predicted model, not a curated record. NCBI's taxonomy places the organism in Eukaryota, Fungi, Ascomycota, Sordariomycetes, Hypocreales, Nectriaceae. Gene Ontology annotation, molecular function: transcription coregulator activity.
AUGUCGUUCCAUCCCCAGACGCCUCAGAGUCCAUCGCAAUUCUCCUCCGGCACCUCGGAGCCCGCGUUAGGCGUGGCCACCUCGAUGACAGCCACGGCCACGGCCACCACCUUGCCGACUCCCGCCCACAGCGUCAGCGGAAGCGCCUCGCAUCACGACGUCGUCAUGGCCGACGACUCUCCACACAAGCGGAAGCGCUCCGUGGAUGACAGCGGUGAUCGCGAGCAGAAAAAGGUCCACGUCGAGGAAAGCAAGCUGGGCAUUGAGGACCUACAUCUCGAUGUGGGGAAGAAAUACCUGCUUUGCCAAACUCCUCAUCUGGAAUCGCUACCGCGUAUAUCCGAAGACUUGUACGACAUGUUUAACCUCACCGGACUCGCCGCCGAAGUGGCUCGAGAGAAGCCAAACGGAGAGAAGAAUGCACUACGAUCAUCCUACACCGGCCACAUUAAGCGCUUAGGUAUCGCUGGUCACUUCAAGGUGCAAAAGGUUGAGAACAGAGGCGAGAACGAUCCUCAAGAAGAGAGCGACUUUGCCCAGAUCCUGCAUCUCGGCGAUGAGGACUGGAGCAACUCAUUUGUCCGCGGCCGCGAGAUUUCGCUCGGACUAUCACAAUCAUCCCUGUCGAGUCUAGGACGAGCAGUCACCAUGGCCAAGGGUUCGAUAAAGAAGGACGUAUGGGAUACAUCAGUCCUGGGACUGCAGUCCUCAAACGGAGAGCUGAAGCAACCAUCUUCGGCAAGGCCUACCGCCCCCAACACUCCCCUCAACGUUCCCGGCGCUGUAGGACGACUAAAGGCUCAAGGGGCCUCGGCAAACGAUCCCAACAGGCCGCGGCGGAACAUCAAGAAGCGAACAUACGGCGACAGCAGCUUCGAGGGAUACGGAGAGGGAUACCCUGAUGAUGACAAUGCCAUGGAAGGUGGAUACUCAACAGGAGAGGGAGAAGGGAGCCAGAAGCGGCGCAAGAAGAACCCUGGCAACGCCUCACCGUAUCCGAGCGCUAUGCGGCAACAAAGCUACGGCCCCGGCAUGGUUGGCGCUUGA